Messenger RNA from Trichomonas vaginalis G3, 552 nucleotides. Its product is annotated as GTP binding. Gene Ontology annotation, cellular component: cytoplasm. The record is from RefSeq and is a predicted model, not a curated record. The coding region runs from base 1 to 552 and encodes 183 amino acids. Gene Ontology annotation, biological process: intracellular protein transport; vesicle-mediated transport. Gene Ontology annotation, molecular function: GTP binding; GTPase activity. Lineage: Eukaryota; Parabasalia; Trichomonadida; Trichomonadidae. The transcript has a single exon.
AUGGGAGGCAUCAUUUCGAGUGUCUUAUCCUUAUUUCAAGGCAAGCCAGAUGUUCGUAUUUUGAUCCUCGGUCUUGAUGCUGCAGGUAAAACCACAAUUUUAUAUCACUUAAAAUUAGGAAAUUACGUACAACAAGUUCAACCAACAGUUGCCUUUAAUUUAGAAAAGGUAGAAGUCGGAAAUCUUAAGCUUCAGAUUUGGGAUCUUGGUGGUCAACACCAACUCAGACCUUUCUGGAGACUUUAUUACAGAGAUUCGCAUGGUAUCGUUUUCGUUAUCGAUUCAGCAGAUCGUGCACGUAUUGAUUUAUGCCGUGACGAACUUCAAGCGUUAUUAAUGGAAGAUGAAUUGAGAGGUGUUCCCCUUUUAAUUAUCGCAAAUAAGCAAGAUAUCUCCGGAUCAAUGAAUGUCGACGAAAUCACUUCUAAAUUAACAUUGUCUGAAAUUAAAGAUAGACCGUGGACAAUCAUGCCUACAUCAGCUCUUCAGGGAACUAACAUUAAAGAAUCAUUUACUUGGCUAUCCCAAACAAUCGAAAGUAAAAUGAAAUAA